AGCUCUUCAGUGACAGCACAAUGUUGACUCAGACAGCUAAGAUGAAUUUUGUGCCAUCUGGAAUUGCAGCAUUUGAAAUAAGUGAACCAAAAAGCCAGAAAAGGUGUUCCAAAAGCUGCAAAUGGACCUUUGUUAUAGUGUACCUGAUUAUGCUCACUGCAGGCUUCGGAAUGCUGGCUUAUACAGUCUAUCAGAUGCACAAACAGAUCGAUCAGAUAUAUGAAAUCAACCUCCCUUUAACGGAAAAACUGGUGAGUCAUUUUCCCAAUGGAACAGGACAGAUGAAGACUUUUUUGGAAACAAACUUCCAGAGAGGGGAAGGAAGCUGGGUCAGAAAUGUAAAGGAAGAAAUCCACAUAAUCAAGCUGAGCAACCAACAACUGCAACUGAAAAUCGACAACAUUACAGAACAAUUUGAAGGCAAAAGUAUUCCAGGACCUCCAGGUCCCAAAGGAGAAAGAGGAGUUCCAGGAGCAAAAGGUGACCAAGGCAAUAAAGGUGAUAAAGGAGACCCUGGCCUAAAAGGAAACAAAGGGGAUCAAGGACCAAAGGGUGUUGGACUUCCAGGACCAAAAGGAGACAAUGGAACUCCAGGAAUGAGAGGACCUCCUGGUGUCCAGGGAGAAAAGGGAACAGCAGGACCAAAAGGAACCAAAGGAGACCAAGGUCUUUCAGGUGAAAAGGGAGAAGCAAAUCAUCAUGUGCUUACUGGACCAAAAGGUGAACCAGGAAUGAAAGGAGAAAUGGGAUCUCAAGGCUUUUCAGGAAUUCAAGGAAAACCUGGUGAAAAAGGAAAUGUGGGGCCACAAGGACUGGCUGGUGCUGCAGGGCAGAAGGGUGACAGAGGAGAUCGAGGCGAUCAGGGGCUUCUAGGACCAAAAGGAAAUCAAGGGGAAAAGGGUAACAAAGGAGAUUCUGGCCUCCAAGGAACACAAGGGCUGAAGGGAGAUCAAGGCGCUUCAGGCUCCAGAGGUCUGCCUGGAGAAAAAGGAAGUACAGGAAGCCCUGGGUAUCCUGGACAGAAAGGUGAACCAGGAGAAAAAGGAGAAAGGGGCUUUGCAGGACCUAAAGGAUCCACUGGGACAGAAGGGCCCAAAGGUGAAAAGGGUGCUUCAGCACCAGAAAGAAAUCCCAACAUCAGACUUGUCGGAGGACUUCAUCGGGGCCGUGUUGAAAUUCUGCAUGCUGGGCUGUGGGGUACAAUAUGCGAUGAUAGCUGGGACAAAAGUGACGGACUGGUGGUUUGCCGAAUGCUGGGAUACUCUGGGGUGGUCUCUACUUUUUCCGCAGCUGCAGGCACUGGAAAAAUCUGGCUGGAUGAAGUGAACUGUUCAGGAACAGAAUCCUCCAUUGAGAUAUGCAGCAAAUCUAGCUGGGGUGUACACAACUGCAAUCAUAACGAAGACGCUGGUGUAGAAUGUUCCUGAGGACAGAUUGUACUGUAUUGAUGCCUGUCAAAGAAUAUUACUCAAUGAAAUGCUUCUGCACUGGAUUCAGUAUGACUGGGACUUGUAUUUCUGGACUAGUUACACAGUGUGUGUUUUUAAUGCCACUUUACCAAUAGACCCCUGCAACAUCUUUAAUGCACAGAGUAUAUCUGUCAAACAUUGAUGUAUUUUAAAAAAUGAAUAAUGAAAAUGAUUUGAAAAUAAGCCUUGCUGGGUCUGCAAUCUGAACUUGUAAAGCAAGUUUAUUUUGUUGGAUAUUAAGAUAACGAAGUAUUUAUCUUUGAUGGAAUGUAUGCUGUGGACACACCUUUAGAGAGCAAGUGGGACUUUGAAAACUAUUCAUGGUCGUUGUCCUGUAUAUCUUUAUAAAAGCUAAUCGUUU
Messenger RNA from Sphaerodactylus townsendi, 1830 nucleotides. RefSeq names its product macrophage receptor with collagenous structure (gene MARCO). The transcript has 17 exons. The record is from RefSeq and is a predicted model, not a curated record. Lineage: Eukaryota; Metazoa; Chordata; Lepidosauria; Squamata; Sphaerodactylidae. Bases 21 to 1427 code for a protein of 468 amino acids. Gene Ontology annotation, cellular component: membrane.